UUGGAUCCAGCUGCAGGAUGGAGGGAACAUCUGUCCACAGGCUGCUGGCUCUGAUCUUUCUGCUGAGCCGCUCAACAAACCAAGUUCAUCUGACUGUGAAUCCCAGCAGAUCUCAGUUCUUUCAGGAUGAAUCAGUGACUCUGAUCUGUGAGGAUGAAAACAGACCUGAUGGAUGGACUGUGAGGAGAAACACAAGCAGAGAGACCAGGAAGCAAUGUGGAGAUGAAUUUGGGCUGUUUGCUGGUUUUACCUGCAGCAUCAACUCCUUGUAUCCAUCAGAUACUGGUGUGUACUGGUGUGAGUCCAGGUCUGGAUCCUCCAGCAGCAGCAGCAUCCAGCUCUCUGUCUCUGGUGGAUCAGUGAUCCUGCAGAGUCCUGUCCUCCCUGUGAUGGAGGGAGAUGACGUCACUCUGAGCUGCAGAGCAAGGAAUCCAACCCACAACCUCCCAGCUGCUUUCUAUAAAGAUGGCUCCUUCAUUGGUGAUGGAUCAUCAGGUCACAUGACCCUCCUCCAUGUUUCCAGCUCUGAUGAAGGCCUCUAUAAAUGUAACAUCAGAGGUCAUGGAGAGUCUCCAUCCAGCAGGAUCUCUGUCAAAGAGAAACCUCCAACCACUGCUCCACCCUCCUCUUCCUCCUCCUCUUCCUCAGUUCAUCUGACUGUGAAUCCCAGCAGAUCUCAGUUCUUUGAAUAUGAAUCAGUGACUCUGAUCUGUGAGGAUGAAAACGGAUCUGAUGGAUGGACUGUGAGGAGAAACACAACUAAAGGAACCAGGACUGAGUGUAAAGAUGGAUGGGGAGCUGCAGUUGGUUCUACCUGUAACAUGAACUUAUUACAAGAGGACUCUGGUGUGUACUGGUGUGAGUCCAGGUCUGGAUCCUCCAGCAGCAGCAGCAGCAGCAGCAGCAGCAGCAGCAGCAGCAGCAGCAGCAGCAGCAGCAGCAGCAGCAGCAGCAGCAGCAGCAGCAGCAGCAGCAGCAGCAGCAGCAGCAUCCAGCUCUCUGUCUCUGGUGGAUCAGUGAUCCUGCAGAGUCCUGUCCUCCCUGUGAUGGAGGGAGAUGACGUCACUCUGAGCUGCAGAUCAAGGAAUCCAACCCACAACCUCCCAGCUGCUUUCUAUAAAGAUGGCUCCUUCAUUGGUGAUGGAUCAUCAGGUCACAUGACCCUCCUCCAUGUUUCCAGCUCUGAUGAAGGCCUCUAUAAAUGUAACAUCAGAGGUCAUGGAGAGUCUCCAUCCAGCAGGAUCUCUGUCAAAGAGAAACCUCCAACCACUGCUCCACCCUCCUCUUCCUCCUCCUCUUCCUCAGUUCAUCUGACUGUGAAUCCCAGCAGAUCUCAGUUCUUUCAGGAUGAAUCAGUGACUCUGAUCUGUGAGGAUGAAAACAGAUCUGAUGGAUGGACUGUGAGGAGAAACACGAUCGGAGGAACCAGGAAGCAAUGUGGAGAUGGAUUUGGGCAGUUUGCUGGUUCUACCUGCAGCAUCAACUCCUUGUAUCCAUAUGAUACUGGUGUGUACUGGUGUGAGUCCAGGUCUGGAUCCUCCAGCAGCAGCAGCAUCCAGCUCUCUGUCUCUGGUGGAUCAGUGAUCCUGCAGAGUCCUGUCCUCCCUGUGAUGGAGGGAGAUGACGUCACUCUGAGCUGCAGAUCAAGGAAUCCAACCCACAACCUCCCAGCUGAUUUCUAUAAAGAUGGCGUCGUCAUCGGCAACGAGUCAUCAGGUCACAUGACCCUCCUCCAUGUUUCCAGCUGUGAUGAAGGCCUCUAUAAAUGUAACAUCAGAGAUCAUGGAGAGUCUCCAUCCAGCAGGAUCUCUGUCAAAGCUUCCAACAUCAUGACCUCUGACCUCUCAGCAGGCGCAGGAACUGGAGGACCAAACUGAAGAUGUUUCUAAGACGUUCCUCCUGUCCUGUAUUAUGAUGUUGAGACAAUGUUGGUUUGAAAUAUAAAAACAUUUAUCAGUUAGUUCUGCCAGACACACAAACCUGUUUUUAUUCAGAACUCUGCAGAAGGAACCUUAAAAAUCAGAGACUGUCUGGUUCCUCAGAAGGGAAACGGUCCGGAGCUGGGAGCCCAACCGAUUCUGGACAGCAGUGGUUCUGACUCCGACCCAUCAGAGGCUGGACUUUCCUGGGCAGAAAUAAAGAUUUAGGACAAUCAGUUUAAGGGAUUUUAUAAAUUUUUCUGCAUCGUUUUAAAAUCCCUGUUCAGAAAGCUGCAGGUCUCACCAACAGUUUGGACUUUUAAAACUUCAUUCCCAGGAGUUUUUAUCACUGAUGGUUAAAUCUAGAUAAUCUCUGUUAUGGAUGUUUUCCUUCAGUACCACGUUCCUGAAAACAUUCAUAAAUGAACCAUUUUAGAUCUGAGCUGAUCGUGGCUGAAGCUUUAAAACAUCUGAUGCUCACAAACUAUUAGUGUUGAAAUUUACUGGGUUCUGAACAGAAACAGCAAAAUCUCCAUCUUAUUGAAUGAUCAAUCAUUACAGUAAUGAAGAAUCAAUAACUGAAGGUUAUUGAUUUAUAAAGAUAUUUCCAUUUAAUUCAAAGUUUAAAAAAUAAUAACUUUUUCAAAAUACAGUUCUGCCUUUUGGUUUGUGAAACAGUUUUAGAUUAUUUACCAACUAAUCUAAUCUAAUCUAAUCUAAUCUAAUCUAAUCUAAUCUAAUCUAAUCUAAUCUAAUCUAAUCUAAUCUAAUCUGUUUAUUGGUUUUAUUUUUUAUACUUUUACUGUUUAUAUCUGCAGUAGUUUUUGUUUUAUUAUCAUUUUUUAUUUUUCUCGGCGUUACAUUCAGUGUUACUAAUGUUUGAAUAAAGAAUUUGACUGUAAAGUUGAAUAUUCUUCUGUUAAUAAACUCAUAGAUUUGAAA
This is a messenger RNA of Gambusia affinis (western mosquitofish), 2861 nucleotides long. RefSeq lists its product as uncharacterized. The transcript is spliced from 11 exons. Bases 18 to 1877 code for a protein of 619 amino acids. NCBI's taxonomy places the organism in Eukaryota, Metazoa, Chordata, Actinopteri, Cyprinodontiformes, Poeciliidae. The record is from RefSeq and is a predicted model, not a curated record. Gene Ontology annotation, biological process: cell surface receptor signaling pathway. Gene Ontology annotation, molecular function: transmembrane signaling receptor activity.